GUUGCUUGUCGGACCACUCAGGGAGAACACCCGAGCAGCCUCGCCUUGUUACUAGGCAACCAAUGUAAACAAGGGGGGAAUGAUUUGCAACAGUUCUUUCCUCUCCGACUGGAUGUGUUUGUAACAAACUUAACCCAAGGUUCACUGACUUACGUAUCCUGAAGCCAGAAGGAAGGAAGGAAGGAAGGAAGACGGACAAGAAGUCCCAAAUGUUGUCAGAAUGGUGCAAAAUGUUACAUGACAACUGAGUUAUAAUUUCAUCGAAAGCCACAGAACAAAAAAUAUACAGGAAGUGGCUGGUGCUUAGUGCUCAGGUGUCUUGCACAAAGAUCUAUACAACAACAACGAUUCAUCCUCAAACACAUGAUCUUCAGCAGCUGUCAUGAGCACAAGCACAAGAAGAGGACAGAGUCUUCAAGGGCAGACCAACAAUACAGGAAAAAAACAUGGCGUUGUCAAUAAUAAAGCACAACAGGUUGCUGCACCUGGUAGGAGAGCAGGUGAAGUUGACCUGCCAUUUCCUAACAAGCCUGUGACAAUUAGACCUCACAACCCCAGGACACUCGCCUCACACCUUACAAAAGAACCAAGAACCAAAGAACAUCGUUCAAGUGGCACCAGAGAGACCGCGGCAUCCCAGCAUCCGAGAAGAGACUUUCACAGACAGUCCAAAUUAGAACUGCACAUUGACAAAGAAAUUCAUGCUAAAAAGCUGUUGCUACAGGAGAAACUGUGGAGGCUAGAGGAAACAGUAACACAAAAAAUCCAGAAAGAUAGUGUUAAAGCUGCUGCAGGUGAUAACCAGAUGAGAAGAGAACCAGUCAGAGGUAGUUCAAUGAUGAAGCAAGAAAAAAGACAUGAGGAUGUUAAACAACUUAGGGAGAGGCAAGAAGAUCAGAGGGAUGAUGACAGAAUGAGGAAUACACAUGCAGGAGAAAUGGCCAGAUGGAAAAAAAGGGAAACAGAAGUUUCACACAGUCCCCACUCGCAAAGAAAAGGACAAAGGGGAACUCAUGAGAUCACAGUUCAUGGGCAAGACAUGAGUGGAGAGCCAAUCAAAUCGAGGUGGGAAAAUGUGAAAGAGCGCACCAGAGGAAAUGGAGGGGAUGGAAAAGAUAAUGGCAUGUGGGGAGAAACAGUUGUGAAAGCAAAAGAAAGAGACAAGACAAGAGAUCAGAAAUACAGGGACAGGACAUGGAAAGAUAUGUAUGGUUCAGAUGACGAACAAGACAAGCUUCAGAUGAGCCAACAGAAAAUUUCUCAUCGAACUGCAACAGAGAAUCGCAGAGGUGCAGGGAGAAACCAGUCCGGGGAACCACGGCUUCCACCAGUCUCCGGCCCUUCUCAUUCAGAUGGACCGGAGCAGGGGGAGCUCACACUUACAGAGAGCACUGACGUCGGAAGCCAACGUCUUCCUUGCAAAAUCUGCAACAGGAAGUUUGCAAGCGAAAGGUUAGAGGUACAUGUCAAAAUAUGCAAAAAGCAUAAACAAUCACAUCGCCAAGUCUUCAACUCCUACAACAACAGGACCAAGGGAUCCACCUUAGAGGAGUUCUUGAAAUUCCACAGCGUAUCCACGACUCCAGAGGUUUUAAAGAAAAAGAACCCAAGACAGAACCACAAGGGAAACGCAAAGAAUCUGCAAGAGGUUCGACUGCCAGCUGGGACCCCACAGCAAAAAUGGUCCAGACACUUCAGUUAUGAACCAGUUGAAUAAGGGAUCCUCAGGAUUCAGCACAACAUCAUCAGUAUUGUCAGUAGGCUUUGAACUAAUUGAUGUUAAUCCUACAGAUUUUUCUUGUCUACAUUGUUUGAAUACAUUCCAUACUAAUUUAACAGUUAGCUUUGACUGCUUACAAGGACAGCACAUGCUGAAGGUGCACUGUGUAGUUUUUAUGUAGACAUUUUUAUCAGAUUUUUUUUAAAGCCAAAACAAAUUAAAUAAUAGUGCACCUUCGAUAUCAACAAAUAUAAAUAGGUAUGGUAUAUUGUAGCACACAUUGUGAGAAAUAGUGACUGUACACGCAUAAUGAAAUAUAGCAGUUAGUUUUAUUUGUAUCUUUUACACAAAGCAUGAAGCAACAGUGUGACUGAGAGAAGGAGGGUUUACACUGUUAAAUUGCCACAAUAUUUGGUUAACCAGUGAAAAAAAAAUAAAGCAGAUUUUAAAAUGUUGUAAA
Molecule: messenger RNA, 2180 nt
Organism: Acanthopagrus latus (yellowfin seabream)
Lineage: Eukaryota; Metazoa; Chordata; Actinopteri; Spariformes; Sparidae
Gene: zc2hc1c
Product: zinc finger, C2HC-type containing 1C
Exons: 4
Coding region: 383-1717 (444 amino acids)
Source: RefSeq, a predicted model, not a curated record